CUCCCCCGAUGGGCGGAUGGAUGUAGAAACUGAAGCAGCAAAAGAAGCAGAAGUCUAUUUGCUAGGGCACGGGUGAACACGUGGUGUGCUGACGUGGCAUUUGAGUUUCCUCCGUUAUUCGAAAUUGUUGCAAUCAAAGCCGCCAAAUCUCUUACUCUCUCUCACGUAUUCAGGUUUCACAGAAGAAAGGAGGGAACAGGCUUUUCCGGUGCACCCGCGGUGAGACUAUCAACACAAACCCUAGGGUUUUGCAAAUCUCUUGAAUGAGGUUUGUUUUUUUUAGUUUUUUUUUUCUUUUCUUUAUUUAUUUAUCGUUAAUGCGAUGAUUGAUUUGGUUUGGUUUGGUUUUGAGUUUCCGAUUGAUCCGCGCUUUCGUUUUCGUUCCCGUUUUCCGUUUGUCUGACGAGAAAACCGAGGGGAGGAUAAGAGGAUAGCGUUGUUUGACUCCUUUGUCUUUAUUUAUUUAUUUUUUAUGAGGAAAUGGAUGAAUCGAGAUUGGAGGAAUGUCCGUAUCAAAACAAUCUUGGCUUAAUAUACAGUUUACUGUGACCACAUUGAAUGUUAAACUCAACAUGCCAUAGUUUCCUCUAUUUAGGCAGGGUCAUGCUCCAUUUGGCCCUAGAAAAGGAUUGGGGGGGCAGAAUAGUGAACUCCAAAAUAGCUUACUAAAGGAAGUUAUUCAGGUCAUACUUGGAUGCUUCAGAGUUCUUCCCUCCAGCAAUUCUCUAGCUCUUAAAAUGAAACCAAGAACAAAUGGGGUACCUAGAGCUCAAAAAUCCAGAAAUUUUCAGGGUGAAGGACCAAAUUGGGUCCUUCUUGCAGGGGGUGCUUUGUUAAGUACGCUAUCCAUUCGUCUUGGCUACAAGCUGAAGCAGGCUCUGGACACAAAGCAACAGGAGAAUGCAAGUAGUGGGAAAUCUGCUGACAGAAAUAAGUCGGGAGCUUGUCGUUUGCAUUCAAAUGCAUAUUCUUUUACCCGAGAGGAUAAUAGUUGCUUCCAUUGUGUUUCAGGAUCUGAAGGCAUCUUGGAUGUUAAUCACCACCAGCCCAAUGGCCAAAUACUGACAGAGUCUGAUGUAGCUCUCCCUUUGGUGAUGGUGCCUGCCCCUGAAUAUACCAAAGAGAACGGUGUUGUCUGGGCAUCCUCCCCUGAGCGCCUUGAGCUGCCUCCAAAGCCAUUCCACCACUCAAACUGCUCAGACUCGCCAUGUGUCUCAGAAUCUGGCUCUGACAUCUUCAGUAAGCGGGAAGUGAUACAAAAGCUGAGGCAGCAAUUGAAGAAAAGAGACGACAUGAUACUGGAGAUGCAGGAUCAAAUCAUGGAAUUGCAGAACUCAUUGAGCUCUCAGCUGUCCCAUUCCUCACAUCUGCAGGUGCAGCUUGAUGCUGCAAACAGGGAUCUGUUUGAUUCUGAGAGAGAAAUCCAGAGGCUCAGAAAGGCAAUUGCAGAUCACUGUGUUGGCCAUGUGGGCUUCAAUGAAAACCCCUCACCAGCCAUGACCUGCCCAUCUGAACCAAGAAACGGCCAUGCAAAUGGGUAUCUCAACGGAGACACCAACCUGGAGUCACCAGAAAAAGGAAGAGGAGACAGUGAGAGGAUUGAGAUGCUGAGAAGGGAAGUCGGAGAGUUGAGGGAAGUGAUAGAAGGAAAGGAGUACCUGCUGCAGAGCUACAAGGAGCAGAAGGUGGAGCUCUCCAUGAAGAUCAAAGAGUUGCAGCAGAGACUAGACUCUCAGCUACCAAAUAUUUUGUAGACAACAGCCUAAGUUGUGUAUUCUUGUUUGUUUCUCUUUCCCCCCUUUUUUUUUUCUCUUUCUGAUUCCAAUAGUUGUCUCUGGUCUUUGUCUCUCGAGUCGUAGUUAGUAGGAAUGCAUUGUGAUGCAGUGAGCUUGUUCAUGUGUGCAUUUGUGACAGAAAAAGAGAGGUUUUAAUAGGUUGAAUGCAGCUUAGGGUUAGGGCAUGGGGCUGUUGUUAUGGUAUGCUGUAAUGAACUAUCUGUUGAUUUGAGCAAUAUUUGCAAAUCUAUAUAAAAAAUUGAUGACAAGUUUUCCCUAGAA
Vitis vinifera (wine grape) is the source of this 2057-nucleotide messenger RNA. RefSeq lists its product as uncharacterized. Lineage: Eukaryota; Viridiplantae; Streptophyta; Magnoliopsida; Vitales; Vitaceae. The transcript is spliced from 6 exons. The record is from RefSeq and is a predicted model, not a curated record. The coding region runs from base 738 to 1754 and encodes 338 amino acids.